CUAGACGAAGGGUGCGUUUUUCUAUUAAUAUUGUAGUUAUAAUAUUGCCUCAGUAUCAUCCGAUAUCGAAGUGAAUGUUGCCAUUCCUUCGCUAUAUGGUCGCAUGUGUAUUGAACGCUGCGUAAAGGUGACUGAAUGAGACUCUCAAGAACUGACUGUGCUUGCUUACUCUGCUUCGACGAACGUUUGUGGGAGGACUGUUAUGCGUCUGUGCGGAUGUCGAGUCUGAAGCUAUAGCUCGUCUAGAAUAAGGGCUUUAAAUUAAGAACUAAGCGGGCGACCUGCUCAAGGGUGAGGGAGGGUGACUGUUUUGUAUCUUGCUCGACCAGGAGGAGGGGGAGGAGGGAGGACGGAUAAUGAGCUAUUCUUGUACUAACACAGGCAAGAGCCAGGACCCAUCUAGCGCUAAGAAGUCCGGUGGUAAUAAUCCCGGCAGUUGCGGUGGUAGCGGAGAAACCAGCAGCAGCAGCAACAACAGCCACAAUAAUUGCGGUAGCCAGGCGAACGCGAACCCCAAUUCAGCCGAGGCGAUGAAAGUCAAGGUGGGCUGCAACACGACAGACGUCGGGGUACCAGCUACCACGGAGGAGGAAUUGCAGGCGAAUACGAUAAUUACACCCGAGGAUGUAUUGGGUUUACAGAAGAUCACUCAAAACUACCUGUGUGGCCCCGAGGACAAUGUGUACAACAUCGACUUCACGAGAUUUAAGAUCCGGGACAUGGAGACGGGAACAGUCUUGUUUGAGAUCACCAAGCCUCCCUCCUCCACAGACAAGCGAGACGUGGACCCAAACGCUGGACGUUUUGUGCGGUACCAGUUCACCCCUGCGUUCCUGAAACUACGCCAAGUCGGAGCCACUGUGGAGUUCACAGUGGGCGACAUCCCCAUCAAUAACUUCCGCAUGAUCGAGAGGCACUACUUCCGGGAGCAGCUGCUGAAGAGCUUUGACUUUGAGUUUGGCUUCUGCAUCCCCAGCAGCAAGAACACCUGCGAGCACAUCUACGAGUUCCCUCCCAUCUCCGAGGACACCAUGCGUGAAAUGAUCCUCCACCCUUACGAGACACAAUCAGACAGCUUCUACUUCGUGGACAACAAGCUGGUCAUGCACAACAAAGCCGACUAUUCUUACAGCGGGGGACCCUAGACGUCUGUGCGCUGUGGAGGGAUGGGAGGGCAGUCAGGGAAGACCUUAGGACCAAUCAUAUGCCAUGUGUCCACCACCACCCAUUGGCCAGUAUUUAUGUUUCCUCCAUCACUUGGCUCACUGACUUGCAGUGAAAAAAAAAAAAAAAACAUACG
Sardina pilchardus (European sardine) is the source of this 1300-nucleotide messenger RNA. It is a transcript of the gene unc119a2, whose product is annotated as unc-119 homolog b (C. elegans). The record is from RefSeq and is a predicted model, not a curated record. Gene Ontology annotation, cellular component: spindle pole; centrosome; spindle midzone. The coding region runs from base 357 to 1145 and encodes 262 amino acids. The transcript has 5 exons. NCBI's taxonomy places the organism in Eukaryota, Metazoa, Chordata, Actinopteri, Clupeiformes, Clupeidae. Gene Ontology annotation, biological process: positive regulation of protein tyrosine kinase activity; negative regulation of clathrin-dependent endocytosis; mitotic cytokinesis. Gene Ontology annotation, molecular function: lipid binding.